GUUCUCUCAGCAGAAGACGCAGCGUCACAGACUUUACAUGACUACUCCUCCUUAGGACUCAAGUAACGUUACACUCGCUAAGAACCGCUAGCACACAGUGGAGAGAGAAAAAAAGAAAGUUUUAAGUUAGAAUAGAAAGAUUUUAAUUCACCUCGUUUUGAGACACGUAAGACGUUUUAAAUGCAACGCUGCUUGAUAUAUGAGAAGAGUAUGGCAGCCGAGACGAGGAACGGCGGGAGUUCACUGAACAACAACAACUGUAAAGACCACAGCAGGAGGAAGCUACUGGUUGGAGUGGACCUCUUCUGCUUGUUCUUAGCCGGCCUGCCUUUCUUGGUCAUUGAGACCAGUGCUGUUCAGCCUUACCAAAGAGGGUUUUACUGCGAUGAUGAGUCCAUCAAGUACCCGGCCAAAAAUGGAGACACCAUUAGCGACGGUGUGCUUAGCGCUGCUGGCAUUCUUAUCACCAUCCUCUCUAUCGUCAUUGGGGAGAGCUACAGGAUCUACUUUCUGAAUGAGGGAUCCAAGUCUUUUGUAGGGAACCCCUACAUUUCCGCUCUCUACAAGCAGGUGGGCGUGUUCAUCUUCGGCUGUGCCAUCAGCCAGUCCUUCACUGACAUUGCCAAAGUGUCAGUGGGUCGCAUGCGCCCUCAUUUCCUCGACGUGUGCAAACCUGACUAUUCCACUAUCAACUGCUCCCUGGGCUACAUCACUGACUACCAGUGUCAGGGGCCAGAGAGCAAAGUUCAGGAGGCCAGGAAAUCUUUCUUCUCUGGACAUGCAUCAUUCUCCAUGUACACCAUGCUUUAUCUGGUGUUUUACCUGCAGUCUCGUUUCAGUUGGCAUGGAGCCCGGCUGCUGCGCCCUCUGACCCAGUUCACCCUCAUCAUGAUGUCUUUCUACACCGGCUUGUCCCGCGUGUCUGAUCACAAGCACCACCCCACUGAUGUCCUGGCAGGCUUCAUACAGGGAGCCCUUGUGGCCUAUUGCAUAGUAUUCUUUGUGUCAGACUUGUUCAAGCCUAAAGGUAGACGUUCCAUCUUGACUCCAACUCCAGUGAAAAAAGAUCUUGUUCCUCCAGCAGACAUCAGAGAGCGGAGCAAUCAUCUCAUCAUGGCAUAGAGAGGACUGCAAAUUGACUGCACAUAACCCUGACCUGUGCCAUUUUAAAAUCACUACUACAGCCACUGGCCAAGACUGGAUAUAAUAAACUCCAACUAUCUGGAUAAUGCAGACAAAUAUGGAAUCUUGAACAUCUCAGAGUUUGAGAAGAGGCCACGGAAAACAGUCUAGCAAGUUUUUGCUUUCUCAAUGGAAAUUUCCAUCUUUUUUCCUCUGUCUCACCAGGCAUUUAAAUGUGGGGAAGAGAGGACAAAUCAUCUUUCUCAUUGCCAGGGAUAUUUGUCCCUCUUCUGUUGUGAAAAAAGAUUUGCCUGGUCUAUUCUCCUCUGUCAAGGCCGUUCCAUGAACUCAAGUCUGAAAUCAGACAAAACCAAGAAAUGGCAGCUGCAUCCAGCAUGGGAGCCAUACUAAUAUUCAUGUCAAUCACUCAACAAAUUCCUUUAUCAGGAAGGAUGUUGUUUUUUAUUUUGAUUUUAUUGCAAACAUAAGCAUUUUUUAUGUGUGAUUUAUAGCACUAUUUUAGCUAAACUUAGUACUGUUUGUCACCACUUGAAUGACCUGAAGUGAAGCUUUUGGAAAGCUUUGUAAGCCUUUGUAAUCUUUUAUUAUGUCCAUUGUGUGGUGUUCCUUGGUAGGUGCACAUGAGUUACAGUAGGUGGAAAAUACAGUGAAGGGCAUAUGUGUUGGAUGUGGGCCUCUUUCUGCUGGCUAGGACGAGCCCCCACUGAGCCAUUUAAUGAAAUGACUGUCUGUUAUAUGUAGCAGGCGGGUGCUCACACGUGUUAGGUCAGAGUGUGUGUUGGGUGUGUCCGUUGUGUGUGUGUGUGUGUGUGUGUGUGUGUAUAUGUACGUUUGGGUGGGUGCUCUGUGAGUGUGCCAGUGUCUUAAUGUCAUGUCUAUAUAUUUCAAUGUUUAUAGCCUACAAGUGUGCCUCUCUCCAGCCAGAGAACAAGGCACCUGCUCCAACAGACUCAUGUAACUCAACUCAAGAUAGGAACACUGUGGAAAACGCAUCACAUGCAGCACAUGUACUUUACUGUUACUAAUCAUAGUGAUGAUUCACAUCACUGAGACAUCCUGUGAUAUAUAUAUACUGUAUUCUACACAGGCAUUUAUAUACUCAGAAAGACAGGGACUUCCUAGAGCAUUCAAUACUUAUAGUAGCUUCUCAGUACCAAAGCACAAUUUAGCAAAAUAAUAAAAAAAGAAAGUAGUUAUCAUUUUGGCACAUCAUUAAAACUGACUGCUUAACAUUUCCCAAGACAUGAGCAGUAAUUCAGUAGGGCUGACGAGAUUUGACAUUAUAAUAGACAAAGUAAUAAUGUUGCUCAUAUGUUUGUAUGGCAUUGAUGUAAUUAACUUUUUAGCAAAAAUGAAUUAACUUAAAACCACUGUCUGAAAGCGUGAAUCCUAGAGACAUACUUUGAUCUGACACGGAAUAUACGGAAACUAGUUAUUUUUUAUACAGGUUUUGGAAAUCUAUAAACAGCAUCAGAAAAUUCUGCGUGCUACCAUAUAUUGUACAAUACUGCAUCACGUUUGUGUGUGUAUCUAUAUAUACUGUAUAUAUAUAUGUGUGUGUGUGUGUGUCUUUUCAAGAAACACCCACUAUGACUUUGUGUCGAGACCUGUGUAAACGUGAAAACAUGCUGCUUGAAGAGGCAAAGCUUGGCAGAUGCCAUCCAAUAAAGUUGACAACUUGUGAAUAUUAAGUUUUAUGAAAAACUAAGCUCUCAAUGUGGAUAGCUUCAGUACAUUUCUAUUAAAAAGUGCCUUCCAAUAUUUUUGUAUGAAAUUUUGUACAAUGGAACUGUAAGACUGUAUCAAAGAUAAAAUGUCUUUAA
Scomber japonicus (chub mackerel) is the source of this 2966-nucleotide messenger RNA. Its product is annotated as phospholipid phosphatase 3-like. The transcript has 6 exons. The coding region runs from base 181 to 1122 and encodes 313 amino acids. Gene Ontology annotation, biological process: phospholipid dephosphorylation; phospholipid metabolic process; canonical Wnt signaling pathway. Gene Ontology annotation, molecular function: phosphatidate phosphatase activity. The record is from RefSeq and is a predicted model, not a curated record. NCBI's taxonomy places the organism in Eukaryota, Metazoa, Chordata, Actinopteri, Scombriformes, Scombridae.